AUCCAUAAUCAGCAUCAGCAGCCGCAGGAGGAGGAGGCGAACAGCCAGACACGGACAGCUAUUCCCCAGCAGCACCAUCGCCGACCAUCAUCUCUGCUGCUUGCGGGCCCAGCGAUUCGGCUACGGGAGGGUCGCGACUCGGCCAUGCAAGGAAGGAGAAGCGUGGGAGGAGGAUUCUGCUGAUGAUGAUGCUGCUGAUGAUGCUGUUCGCUGUGAACGCUUGGGAAUGACGAUGCUGCUGCUGCUGAUGAUCGAGGCGGGUAGAGCAGUAGCAGGUUUGUGGCCGUGUCGCCUCGCCAGGCAGCAGCCGUCCUCGGUGCCGUGUUGCCCGGCAGCAGUGUGGUCCGAGGGCAUUAUUUGAUUCGUCUGAGACUGCACGAGUUGAUGGAGUGACGGCUGAUUCGUGGUACUGCUGGUGUGACGGGCAUAUGGUCGUGUUUAUUCUGUCAAAUGGAUUUCGUCAGCCCGGUCUGUGCAAUUCCAGCGUUCGUUUUAUUAGCUGCACGCUACCAUUUGGGUGCACUCUCUGCGGUCUAUGAUCAUCAUCACCAUCCUUAUCUCGGCACGUAUUGUCACCCUCGGUAAUUUAUCGCAUGAUUAAAUCGUCAUCAGCAGCGUCAUCAGCAUCUAUAUUGGAUUUUCAAUGUCACUACCAUCUCGUCCAUAUCGUCUCUGAUAUCAAAAUAAUCACCCAUCUUAUUUUUAUCACGAUCGCCAUAUUAUCAUAUAUUAUGUCUAUAUCAUCGUCAUCAUCAUCUUAAUCUUCAUCGCCAUAAUAAUAUCAUCUUAGGUCAGUCCAGAUCCUCGCCAGUAGUGUUAACUUCAUAUCAGCAUGGAAUCUACUGGGUCCGUAUAAUCGCCAUCAUCAUAUCAUCGAUUGAAUCGUCGUAAUUAUUACCAUCUACUGCGUCAAUAUCUAUAUCAACGACCGUUGGACACCACCACCACCAUCAUCAUCUUCAUCAGCGCUCGCCAGCUCCUCCUCACCUCCAUCAUGAUGACCCACGCGCUGCAGUCCGGACUUCGCGCGGACACGCUGGAGAAGGCUCGCGUGGAGCUCUGCGAGAGGCCGGACGCCAUCCAGCAGGACAUCCAGGAGGUGAGGGACAUGAUCGUGACCCGGCCGGACAUCGGCUUCCUCCGCACGGACGACGCCUUCGUGCUGCGCUUCCUCCGUGCUCGGAAGUUCCACCACUUCGAGGCCUUCAAGCUGCUCGCCCAGUACUUCGAGUACCGACAGCAGCACCUGGACAUGUUCAAGAACUUCAAGGCCACCGACCAGGGCAUCCGGCAGGCUCUGCGAAACGGCUUCCCCGGCGUGCUCUCGCACUCCGAUCACUACGGCAGGAAGAUCUUGGUCAUUUUCGCCUCCAACUGGGACCAGAUCAGGUACACCUUCGUGGACAUCCUUCGCGCCAUCCUUCUCUCCCUGGAGACCAUGAUCGAGGAGCCCGAGUUGCAGGUGAACGGCUUCGUGCUCAUCAUCGACUGGAGCAACUUCUCCUUCAAGCAGGCCUCCAAGCUCACGCCCGGCAUGCUCCGGCUGGCCAUCGAGGGCCUGCAGGACAGCUUCCCGGCGCGGUUCGGCGGGGUCCACUUUGUGAACCAGCCCUGGUUCAUCCACGCGCUCUACACGGUCAUCCGGCCUUUCCUCAAGGAGAAGACUCGCAAACGGAUUUUCCUGCACGGGAACAACCUGACGAGCCUGCACCAGCUCCUGCACCCCGAGAUCCUGCCCUCGGAGUUCGGCGGGAACCUGCCCCCCUACGACAUGGGCACGUGGGCACGCGCGCUGCUGGGCCCCGGCUACGACGACAACGACGCGGAAGGGGCCGGCGCGCCACACGCCACGCUCGACGGCGGCGGCGACGGCGGCGGUGGCGGCGGCGGCCUGCUGAUCGUGGGCCGGCCCGGCGCUGCGGAGGAGCAAGAAGACGGCGGAUGCUGCUCGCAGCGCCACAUCAAACGGUCCCAAUCGGUGGUGGAGCGUGGAACCCUGCAAAGCGUCGACAAAGAGGAAGACAACACCCAGCCGCUUUUAUCCCUCGACUGAGCGCCCGGCGAAUUACUUCACCCACAGCCAAUCAUCGUCGUCGUCGCUGUCGUCUCACGGGAACGACGGCAAAACCACCGUGCUCAGGCCGGAGUCUCGGCAGCUGCCGCUGCUGCUGCUGCUGCUAACCGACGAGAAGCGUUGCCAAGAACGUUGAGACUCGACGAACCAAACAGAGCUACAAGAACUUUUGGUGUCACGCACCUUCGUACAUUUGCAGGGGAGAGCAAUUGUAGUGGCGAUGACUUCACCGCGUGUCCGGUGUUUGCGAAUUGCGUUCCCCUGUGUUGUUGCCAGUAUUCUUUGCUCCUCCUGCAGUGGUUCAGACUGCCCAGUUGCCACCGCCGCCGCCGCUGCUGCUGCUGCUGUUCCUGUGAACCGCGCUCCCCACCUGUCACGCUCGUGGCUAGUUCUGCAUUCUCCGCGCCAGCGUAGCGAUUCACCGCCCCCACUACCACCACGUGGCAGUGAAUGGCCACGGCCCAGAGCCACGCUUCCAUUCAAGGGUCGCUUUGUCGUCUCUCUUUUCACCUUCUCGGCAUUGUCGCUUCUCAUCUAUUUCUGUCUCGUUUGCGCAGUUUUGGUUUGCUCCAUUGAGCUUGUUGAAACUUGUGUAUAUCAUUUGCAUACAUCGGAUUCUUACACUAAUGAUUCAAUGCAUGUAAGGCCAGAUAACACAUUUUAAUCUAUGAAUCGUUACGCCCUGAUCGUGCGUAUACCAAUGCACCGAUUCAUUGCUUAAGGUGCAGUCCUACACUUUUGAUGCACGCAUACAAUUGUGCGUGUAAGACAACGGUGUGUCAUCAAUGCUGGUGACGUGAGUUAUUAUUAAUGAGUGUUAUAUUUAAGCUGACAGUGUGCGUAAGGCAGCCGGGACAAAUGAGACCGCUCAAACGUGCAAGACAAUACAAACGAGACGGUACAGACGAGCAACACAAUACAAACGAGAUGGUACAGACGAGACGGGCGGUUCUGGGAUGAGAGAAUCGUCACCAGAAUCUCGAGGUGGACGAGGACCGUGGCAUCACGUUGCACGCCACUGGUGCCUCCCCACGCGGCGCUGUGACGUCACAGGGGUGGGGGCUGGGGAGGAGACGGCUCCUGGCACGGGCAGCGAGCCGCAGGGCGCCCUUUGACCCCGUGUCUUUGUCCAGUUUUCGGGCGAGCCGGCCCGAACGGACGACGACAGGGCAGGCGCGAGAGAAUCGGUGCAGACGGGGCCCGAAGAGGGUUUGAUUCUUCCGUUGAAAUCGUCGUGCGAGUGACGGGAACCCGUCGCACGCGGUCCCUCCCGUCGGAUGCGGGUGGUGGCGGCGCGUGGCUCGACGCGGCGUCGAAGGGCGGCCUCCGAUUGGGUGCCGCGGAGUCGCCCGCGCGUGCAAGGCAAGGGUGGCACGUGACCUGGGGCCACCGAUCGGCUCGGCAUUUCACGCCCUCUCCCUGUUAUAUUCGGAGGUAAAAAAAACAACAACAUUAUUUUAAAUGUUUUGUUGCUUUAUUUUGUUUGCCAAACGUGGUGCUCAAGUGUUUUCUAAGUUUUGUUUAACGCAUUGCCAUACCCAUCUGCUGCUAAUGUAAAUAUGUCGCGACUUUAGAGAGGCCGGGUGUUCAGAAGUAAGAGGUUUGCCCUCCGCAAUACGUUUGAAGUGUUUAUUGUCUUUGAAAUACUUGCUGGUGAAUCUCAUUUUACGCUGCCUUCGGGUGCCGUGUGUGUUGUGAGUGGCACGUGACGAGUAUUACAAUCUUGCAGUAAAAGUGGCUUUCAGCAAACGACGUUGCUGCUCUCUCGUCCGUGACUUUGUGGAUUUUCAGAUAUUGGUUGAUUCUCCAAAUCGACGAAUGAAUUGGAAAUAGGACGUGGAAAGUCGUAUUGCAUACUCUUUAAUGUGAACAAAAGUAAAGUUAUGACCAAUUUCUGAGGGACAUGUUAUCGUAAUUUUUUUUAAAGCAUUGUAAGUGUGCAUGAAUCUACUUAUUUAGGUUAAAUUUGUUUUAAGUUCUGUGAUAGGCAGCACUACGAGACACACAAGAGAAUAAUCAGUACUUGGAUAAGUUUUUUUGGUCGCAGAAAAGCGUCACGAAGGGGACGUUACCAGCGUCUUGAAGCGGAAACUCGUGGCUUCGAAAUGACCGGCGGGACACAACCCUGGACCCGAAUGUAAAGGUCAAGGAAGGAAGAAACAAGUUUGCAACAGAGCAAUGGGGAAGGUGGAAUUUGAUUGUAACGAGGAGGAACGACAUCGCAAAUGAAUUGCGUGAGAAUUAAACCUCGGAAACUUCACUCCGUGAUUUUUCUUCAUGGAGUUAGCGCGGACAUCAGAUGAACACAACAACGGGAAGGAGACCGAUGGUGAGAGAAGGAGAAAGAAAGUUGGAGAGAAAAUCAGAUGGUGGGUUGAGGUGACGAUAUGUGGAGGGUCGCAUUGGUUUGUAGGGGCAAGAGGUCACGAUGAGCAGAAGCCACUGCGGAAGAAGGUCCCCUGCCCUGUAAUGUUCAAGUUCACUUCUAAGACAACAACAAAGUCCAUGAUAAUAGUAGUGACCCAAAUCAAUUGUCGUCAAGUACUCUUUGGUUCUUUCGGUAAAGUCACGUAGAUAGAACAUUCAUAGAUCACGACGUUUCAAUCGUAACACAAUCGACCGUCUUCUCCCCUGAAGACGGUCGCUUGUGUUGCUACCCACGUGACUUUACCGAAAGAAACCAAGAGUAUGGAUUCCUGCCGUCACGAACGCUUCAAAUCAAGAUUGUCGUCAAGUACUUUAGUUCCACAAAGCGAAAGAGAGAUUAGAGAGAUGAGCGCUCGGCCUGGGCGGUUCCUGGAUUGAGCUCGAAAUGAGAUCGGAGGGAAGGAGCGAGUGGCUCGGCGGUUUCUCUAGAUGCCUUCUGACAAAGUGAGAUGA
Lethenteron reissneri (Far Eastern brook lamprey) is the source of this 4954-nucleotide messenger RNA. RefSeq names its product clavesin-2-like. Gene Ontology annotation, cellular component: clathrin-coated vesicle; endosome; trans-Golgi network. Gene Ontology annotation, molecular function: phosphatidylinositol bisphosphate binding. The record is from RefSeq and is a predicted model, not a curated record. Gene Ontology annotation, biological process: lysosome organization. NCBI's taxonomy places the organism in Eukaryota, Metazoa, Chordata, Hyperoartia, Petromyzontiformes, Petromyzontidae.